GCAGAGGUUCAGGCCAAGAAGAAGAAGACGACGACUUCCAAGCCCAAGAAGGUCGGCCCCAGCGUGGGCGAGCUGAUUGUGAAAGCCGUGGCCGCUUCCAAGGAGCACAACGGCGUGUCCGCGGCCGCUCUCAAGCAGGCUCUGGCUGCCAGAGGCUACGAUGUGGACAAGAACAAGGCCCGUGUCAAGACCGCCAUCAAGAGCCUGGUGGCGAAGGGCACUCUGGUGCAGACCAAGGGCACCGGGGCCUCCGGAUCCUUCAAGAUGAACAAGGCUAGUGAGACCAAAGCCAAGACGCCCGCCGCGGCCAAAGCCAAGAAACCGGCAGCAGCUGCUAAGAAGUCGCCUCAGUGA
This is a messenger RNA of Maylandia zebra (zebra mbuna), 354 nucleotides long. Its product is annotated as histone H1-like. Gene Ontology annotation, molecular function: nucleosomal DNA binding; double-stranded DNA binding; structural constituent of chromatin. NCBI's taxonomy places the organism in Eukaryota, Metazoa, Chordata, Actinopteri, Cichliformes, Cichlidae. The record is from RefSeq and is a predicted model, not a curated record. Gene Ontology annotation, cellular component: nucleosome; nucleus. Gene Ontology annotation, biological process: negative regulation of DNA recombination; chromosome condensation; nucleosome assembly.